AUGUUUCGUCAAUCUAUUCAAAGAGUUGCUUUGAGAAGUCAAUCAACUGUGACCCAAACUGCUCCCAGAGCUUUGUCCAAUGCUCAUAUUGGUAAGUUAGAAGCCAGAUGGGAAUCUUUGUCAAAGCAAGAUCAAACUACCUUGAUAGAUGAAUUGAAGGCUAGACAAGUCUUACCAUGGUCUGAAUUGACUCCAGCUGAAAAGAAGGCUGCCUACUACAUCUCAUUUGGUGAAUGGGGUCCAAGACAGCCUUUAUACCUUCCAGGUGAACGUGCCAAGGUCUUUUGGGGUACUGUUGGUGGAUGUCUUGCCGGUAUUGCUUUGUUUGCUGGUAUCAGAUCAUUGGCUCCUGGUCCAGAACCAGUUUCUAUGAACAGAGAAUGGCAAGAAGCUUCGGAUGAAUACUUGAAGUCAAAGAAUGCAAACCCUUUCACCGGUUACUCCCAAGUCCAAUAA
Lizanozyma spartinae is the source of this 456-nucleotide messenger RNA. It is a transcript of the gene COX5, whose product is annotated as cytochrome c oxidase subunit Va. Lineage: Eukaryota; Fungi; Ascomycota; Pichiomycetes; Serinales; Debaryomycetaceae. Bases 1 to 456 code for a protein of 151 amino acids. The transcript has a single exon. The record is from RefSeq and is a predicted model, not a curated record. Gene Ontology annotation, biological process: mitochondrial electron transport, cytochrome c to oxygen.